Molecule: messenger RNA, 1009 nt
Organism: Pezoporus occidentalis (night parrot)
Lineage: Eukaryota; Metazoa; Chordata; Aves; Psittaciformes; Psittacidae
Gene: BUB3
Product: BUB3 mitotic checkpoint protein
Exons: 6
Coding region: 35-1009 (324 amino acids)
Biological process (GO): mitotic spindle assembly checkpoint signaling
Cellular component (GO): kinetochore; nucleoplasm; mitotic checkpoint complex
Molecular function (GO): ubiquitin binding
Source: RefSeq, a predicted model, not a curated record
UACUAAAACUGUAUUUGUUCAUUAUUGUCUUCAGAUGACAGGAUCAAACGAGUUCAAACUAAAUCAAACUCCAGAUGAUGGUAUUUCAUCAGUGAAGUUUAGUCCAAACACAUCACAGUUUCUGCUUGUUUCAUCCUGGGACACAACUGUCCGGCUCUAUGAUGUUCCUGCCAACACCAUGAGACUCAAAUAUCAGCAUACAGGAGCUGUCCUGGACUGUGCUUUUUAUGAUCCUACCCAUGCCUGGAGUGGAGGAUUAGAUCAGCAACUGAAGAUGCAUGAUUUAAACACGGACCAAGAAAACCUUGUUGGUGCCCAUGAUGCUCCUAUCAGGUGUGUUGAGUAUUGCCCAGAAGUGAAUGUCAUGGUGACUGGAAGCUGGGAUCAAACAGUUAAACUGUGGGAUCCCAGAACUCCUUGUAACGCAGGAACCUUCUCGCAACCGGAAAAGGUCUACACGCUUUCUGUGUCUGGAGAUAGGCUAAUCGUGGGCACUGCAGGUCGGAGAGUGCUGGUGUGGGAUUUGAGGAACAUGGGUUAUGUUCAGCAGCGAAGAGAAUCAAGUCUGAAAUACCAGACCCGCUGUAUCAGAGCGUUUCCUAAUAAGCAGGGUUAUGUUUUAAGUUCUAUUGAAGGUCGUGUUGCUGUGGAAUACUUGGAUCCAAGUCCAGAAAUUCAGAAGAAGAAAUAUGCGUUCAAAUGUCACCGUUUGAAGGAAAACAACAUUGAGCAGAUUUAUCCAGUUAAUGCAAUUUCUUUCCAUAAUGUCCACAACACAUUUGCUACAGGAGGCUCCGAUGGAUUUGUAAAUAUUUGGGAUCCCUUUAAUAAAAAGCGUCUGUGUCAGUUCCAUCGGUAUCCCACAAGCAUCGCAUCGCUUGCCUUCAGCAAUGAUGGAACUACCCUUGCAAUAGCUUCUUCAUAUAUGUAUGAAAUGGAUGACAUUGAACAUCCUGAAGAUGGUAUCUAUAUUCGCCAAGUGACAGAUGCAGAAACAAAACCAAAGUGA